Molecule: messenger RNA, 4213 nt
Organism: Podarcis muralis (Common wall lizard)
Lineage: Eukaryota; Metazoa; Chordata; Lepidosauria; Squamata; Lacertidae
Source: RefSeq, a predicted model, not a curated record
AUGCCGCCCUGCGGUAUCGCAUGUCCUCUGUGGGUGCCCCCCAAGAAAGGGGGCGGACACGCCACCACCCCCUUCAGGCCGGGACCAAGCUGCACUUUUGUGCCGCCAUCAUGGCUCUGCCUCUUCGUGGCAAAAGAAUUGCGGUCUCUGCCCCGAGGCGCUGCCCGCCUGCAUCCCAGCAGCAGAGCAGCGGCAGCUGCUGCUGAGGAGGCGGGCGGUGCCGGCUCAGGCGGGGCCGCCCCGACGGCCGCGGCGCGCCGGAUCCGCCUGCGCCCUGGCCGGGCUGCUGCUGCCACCGCCGAGCUGGGCGCCAGGAUGCGGCUCCCGCCGGCCCCGAUCCCCUUGUUCUUCCCCAUGCUGCUGUUGCUGCUGCUGCUGGCGGGAGAGCCCUGGGCCCGCCGGGCGUCGAGCCGCGCCGCCGCCUCCUGCCCGCAGCAGCAGCAGCCGCCCCAGCAGCGCCGGCUCAGCGGGCGAGAGCGGCGCGAGAUGCAGCGCGAGAUCCUGGCCCUGCUGGGCCUGCCGGGCAGACCCCGGCCCCGGACGCGACCCGCCCCGACGGGCACCAAAGCCGCCGCCCGGCAGCAGCAGCAGCAGCGGCAGCCGCCCUCGGCCGCGCCGCUCUUCAUGCUCGACCUGUACCGCGCGAUGGCAAGCCAGGACGGGGACGACGGGGACGACGAGGGCAGCCCCUGGACGCCGAGCUGGGCGAGGAGUCCCCCGCGGAGCCGGGCCGCCGACGGCGCCGACACCGUCAUGAGCUUCGUCAACCUGGUUGAACUAGAUUGGGACAUCUUCCACCAGAAGCCUUAUUGGAAGGAAUUCAGGUUUGACUUGACACAGAUCCCAACAGGGGAGUCUGUAACAGCGGCUGAAUUCCGAAUUUACAAGAUGCAAAGCUUCAGUUGGCAUGUCAACAAAACCCUUCACGUCAGCAUAUAUGAGAUUGUCCAAGAACAUUCUAACAGGGACUCAGACCUGCUUCUCUUGGACCUCCAGGAUAUCCUGGCUGGGGCAGAGGGUUGGCUGGUGUUCGACGUCGCAGCUGCAAGUAAUCACUGGCUGUUACACCGCAAAUACAACUUGGGCUUGAGGCUCUAUGUGGAGACAGAGGACGGACAGAGUGUUGAUCCUGGAUCAGCUGGCCUCUUGGGUCGCCGCGGACCACGCUCCAAGCAGCCCUUUGUGGUGACAUUUUUCCGGGCAAGCCAAAACCAAGUCAGGGUCCCGCGUGCAGCCAAGCACCUGAGGAAGAGACAGCACAAGAAGAGCCACAGUUUCCCGCACUCAAACAGGCUCCCAGGAGCGUUUGAUGAUGUCCACAUUUCUGAAGGGCGGCAGGUGUGCAGGAGGCACGAGAUGUAUGUCGACUUUCAAGAGCUUAAAUGGAUGGACUGGGUGAUUGCCCCACGGGGCUACUCCGCCUUCUACUGCGCAGGGGACUGCGCUUUCCCUUUGGACUCCUGCAUGAAUGCCACAAAUCAUGCCAUCCUUCAGUCCCUGGUUCACCUGAUGAAGCCUGAAACAGUACCCAAGGCCUGCUGCGCACCCACCAAGCUCAGCGCCACCUCCGUCCUCUAUUAUGACAGCAACAACAACGUCAUCCUCAAGAAACACCGCAACAUGGUGGUCAAGACGUGUGGCUGCCACUGAUGCCUGGGUGGACAUUGGACUGCUGCUGCAUGCAGGAAAGAGGCAGGAAGGAAGCCCUGGCAGUCUGCGGGCCCUGAGCACCUGUUGGAGAGGAAGGGGACUAAAAUCUUGCCACUAUGCAGUAAGUGAAGGAGUCGGCUCUUCCCGCCUGACCUUGAGCUGACACAGACUCGGGCUGUUUGGCUGGAGGUCAGUUGGUUCACAUCCUCAACAAACUGAACAAUCCCCCACAGAGGAACCUUUGCCAAGCAAACUAAAACAUGAUCUGGCUGCACGCAUAGGCCUGUUUUGUAUUCUGUGCCAAGACCCCGCCCAGUUCCUGCACUGUAAAUUAAAUUAAACUUUAAAAGCCACGGUAGAGAAGCAUGCAAAUUAGGAUGCCCUGUUUGUACACUUUAUUUCAUCCCCGAUAUUUUCAGGGCUUUUGAAGCAGAAGGCAGUCCAAAAUCUUGCAAGGAACAGCGUGUGCAAGCAUUGGUCAGUCCAGAGAGAGGAACACACUUGGGGAGUGACGCCUUUGACUUUUGGGGAUGCUGGAGCUUUUUAUAAGUCCUCCUGCACAUUAUCAGAUCUAUCUUUGGCUCUGAACAUGAGAGCCACACUUUCUUUGAAACCCUGAGGGUCCCAAAUCUCAGGCUUCCAUGCAAACCAUGUCCACAUGAGGAGAAUCAGAGGCAAGGAACAAUCCUGGCAAUAGGGGGCUGCCACCAUGUAGGGGAGACUGCUCUGUGGUGCCCCAUCAAAACCCAGGGCCUCUGCUUCAGCUGGCAGUGUCAGACCUUUUCCCAUGUGGCAUUAAGGAAGGUGUGCAAGAGACCUUUUUGGAAGGCUCUGCGGAGGAUGAGGUUUUCCUUAAUAUGGAACACCCUAACUAACCCUGUUAGUUCAAAGAAGUGUCCCUCUGGUGAAAUGGGCUAGAGAAUGUGGCUCUCCUCACCCACUUCCUCUCUUUGUGUAUAAUGUAGCCAAUGGGUUCCAAUCAUCUGGGGGCAUUUCCAGAGAGUAGGCACCCCUCCCCCCUCACACACACCUGCACUCACCUCACCCUGGAUUAACAGCCAAAAAGGACUCUGGGCAUUUUUAGGUCUGCCAGUUUCCAUUCUUUGCUGGAGGUGCACCUUAUGCUAGAACCAGGUUGUAUAAUCAAUCUGGAAGGUGUUGGCCACAUGCAGAAGAAAAUUAUGUCCAAUGCCCUUUGGGGGCUUCAUCCAAGCUGAAGUGGGAGCUGCACCCCCUUCCCUGAAGUAGAACAAAUGAUUAAGGGCACCGAGCAUAUGGAGCAGUUUCCUUGCCCCAGGCCUUCCUCUUUGCAGCAAGUCUUCCUUUGGACGCCACAACCCACAGAAAUGCCUUCAUUCCAUCUCUUUCAGCAACCAGCUUUCCCGACUGCCUUGCUCAGCACAUCUGCAGCCAGGGGGGUUGCUUGUUCCCUUCCUAAAGAGAACAAGGAACCAUUUUGCAACUUGCACAUAGCUUUGCUCAGAGUAAUUACGCGCGUCUCUAAAGCGCCCCAAAGAACCCCCUUACUCACUGUCCCCAAGCAGAGGAUCAUUCAGUGACUCCCACACCACAAUCUCUCUGUAGGCCAGGAAGAUUGUGCAGAAUCCUCAGCAUUUCCAGCUUGAUCUGUUGGGCAUCUCCUUACAUGCACCUGAAGAGCCAGUUCCUCUCCCCAGCAAUUAGAGGCACGGCAGCCCACACCCAUUCCUGUGGGUCUGUGGCCUCAGUUCACUCCCUUUGGCAUAGUCUGCUACAGCUCCAGUGACGCAUAAGAAGUUAAGUAGGGAGAGCCUGUCUGGAUUAGGCCAUAGGCCCAUUCAAGUGUAGUGUUCACUUCCCUCGAAUCUCACAGGCAUCGCAGCAACAGCCCAUGCCUGUCUGCUCCUGAAUCGGUUCCUCAGUGGUACAUUGCUGCUUCUAGACACAAGUUUCAUUUUUAGCCAUCAGUGAUGAUUCCAAGAUGAUAGGUCUUAAUCUUCUUUUUAAGCCACUUAUGGUAGAGACUGUAACAACAUCCUGUGGCAACAAACCCCAUAAUUAUACAUUGUGUGGAAAAAAAAAUCCUUUCCUUUGGUUGUUCAGAAGGUUUUACCAAUCUGAUUCUCUACUGGAUAUAUACAGCAUGUCUGGAUUACAUUUUUUUUGAACAAUGAACCAUGUGUGUUCUGGCUACUCCAAUUUCAACCCACCCCACUUCUUGCAAGAGCUCAUCAAAACUUGGACAGGGAGCUGGGAAGGAGAUGCUGGUGGCAGUUUACCCCAUCAAGUUUGCUGGAGCCAACUGUACUCUGAAAUGUAUUGUGUGGUGAAUGAAACUGGUACUUAAGGGUAUGCUGCAUUGGCACAUGGAGGUUCUACCCUGGCUGAUCACCACUGGGAGCAUAAAUAGAUCUAAACCUCUUUUAAGUGAGCUAUUUUAGGAUGGCUAACCUAUAGAGUUUAGAGGGGCAUUAGACCCAUUCACAGAAGGCCUCUCAGUGUGAUUUCACAAUGAUUUCUACACAAUCAGUGCCACCUAGGAAUGUUUUAUCAGUCAACAAAUAAAUUGAAAUAAGAAAACAAA